CCCCACACCGACGAAGCUUCUGUCAAUUUGAUAGGAGGACCUGGACAAAUGCGCCCGAGGGGAAGCAUGUCCAAUUUAGAGAGAGAGAUUCGUGUCAACUGUCAACCGCAUUUUACCUAUCCUAUGCUAAAGGCAUAAUAAGAUACCAGAUACUGAUGAAUGAAUCUCCCAUUAUUUUUAUUUAUGGAAUAGUACAGUUUUAAGCUUCCUACUGUGAUUGUACUGUGAAGAAUACUAUAUUCAUUGUUUACUGUAUUCAUUUUAAUUAAAAAAUCAACAAUAGGCAAAGAGGAAUUUAAUUGUUGAUGAUUGUUGAUGAAUUGAACACAAAUCUCACUUGAAAAUGGCUACUGGUGAAUAUGAAAGGAUCAUUAAAGAGGAGGUUGAAUCUGCUGAUGAUGAAAACGUUACCAACAACUCUGAAGAAAGAUUUGAUGCACACGAAAUUAUCCCAAAGAAGGAAUUUGAACUAAAACAUAUUAAAGUUGAGGAUGUCAUUGAUAUUGUUCAUCAUGAUCUGAAAUCUGAAAAGUGUCUAGGUCCCCAAGAAGUGAAGGAAUGCUUACAUUGUGGACUGUGUAGAGGAGAUUUGAUUAGUCCGACUGACUUCUUCAGCCCUGAUAGUUGUAACUGUCAAUGCAAGAGUGAGUCCAAUGUAGUGAAAGAUGAAGAUAUAGCUCUGGAUUUGAAACCACUUAGAUUUGGCCCAGAUUCUGGAAACUUUCUUUUUGAUGACCAGGAAGAAACAAUUGUUGCUAAGGAAGAGGAGGUUUUCAAUGAGAAUAUGCCAGUAAACUCACAUGGAAAAUAG
Leptinotarsa decemlineata (Colorado potato beetle) is the source of this 811-nucleotide messenger RNA. RefSeq lists its product as uncharacterized. Gene Ontology annotation, cellular component: nucleus. Gene Ontology annotation, biological process: regulation of transcription by RNA polymerase II. The record is from RefSeq and is a predicted model, not a curated record. Lineage: Eukaryota; Metazoa; Arthropoda; Insecta; Coleoptera; Chrysomelidae. Gene Ontology annotation, molecular function: DNA-binding transcription factor activity, RNA polymerase II-specific.